Messenger RNA from Macrosteles quadrilineatus (aster leafhopper), 871 nucleotides. Its product is annotated as peptidoglycan-recognition protein LF-like. Gene Ontology annotation, molecular function: zinc ion binding; N-acetylmuramoyl-L-alanine amidase activity. The transcript has 3 exons. Gene Ontology annotation, biological process: peptidoglycan catabolic process. NCBI's taxonomy places the organism in Eukaryota, Metazoa, Arthropoda, Insecta, Hemiptera, Cicadellidae. The coding region runs from base 331 to 804 and encodes 157 amino acids. The record is from RefSeq and is a predicted model, not a curated record.
UAAGUUUUUGUAUCGAAAUGAACCAUAAUCAUUACAACUGGACGUUAGUGGCAGCAGAGUGCAUCAUUUUGUUUAGUACAUUUACUUCCAAUUUGUGAGUCAAGAGUUUAAACUUAUUUGUGAUAUAUUUUAAUUACGUAUCAAUAUUACCGUCAAAAUUCAGAAAAAUUAUUUUCGUGUGAAUCCUUUUGAAUAUUUUAUUUUCAUGUGCAUCAAUUAAGUUUCUCUAAGUUUCUUGCCAAAUUUUUUCUUUGUGGCGUUAAUUUAUAGAGAUUAAUCGACAAAAUCGUUUCUAAGAUUUCUCACAGUUAAGAACAUAUACAAUCCAUAAUGGUGUACGUGAGGAUAGUGUCUCGAGACGCAUGGAAGGCACAGCCUCCUUUGAGAACAGAACCACUCAUAUUUCCAGUGAAAAGUGUUAUAUUUCGUUACACGGACACUGAAAAGUGUUUUACAGAACUUGAGUGCAGCAAAAUGUUGCGGGGCUUUCAACAAGCAGCUCUAGCUAAGGGAAUGGCGGAUAUACCUUACAAUUUUCUUAUAGGUAGCGAUCUUAGCGUUUAUGAAGGAAGAGGCUGGAAUAACAAAAUGCAUGAUCGAAAAUUGGUAAUCGCAUACAUAUGUUAUCCUUCAGACAUAGAUGAAAACACGGAACAGAUGAACCAUUUGGCUUAUCAGUUUAUCAAGAUGAAUGAUAACAAAGUCAAUGUGCUGUCAUCUUUAGAGGAGCAACAGGGACUCAAGAUUCGGGGAGAAGGAUUUUACGGUGGGGAUCCAAUCUUCAGCCCUCCUGUGAGUCCAUGAAUAGUGAGGAAAUAACUACUGAAGACCUUUUCACCACAAUACUCUGAUCUAAUGGACUUUCAACUGA